Pogona vitticeps (central bearded dragon) is the source of this 2335-nucleotide messenger RNA. Lineage: Eukaryota; Metazoa; Chordata; Lepidosauria; Squamata; Agamidae. The record is from RefSeq and is a predicted model, not a curated record.
UCUGCUUCAGGGGUGGGAAUAUAAACGGGGGCAUUUUUCUAGACUAUGAUUCCCAUAUUCCUUCAAGUGGUGGUUAGAAAUUUGGGAGUGGUCAAUAAAAAAGUAACUUUUCCAAGCUUUGUGACGGAAGCAUAUCCAGGGGUACAAAGUCCUCCUUCUUCCGAAAUACUACAAUUCCCAGAAUCCACAGCCUUCAGUGCAGUGACUGGGAUGGCGGGAAUUGUAGUCUAAAAUAGUUACGGAUCCAAACCGUGAAAAAGACGAAUCAAGAACGUGGAGACCUUUUUAUUGUUGGACAGCAAUACCGGUGGUCGCCCUGGCUGGGCAUUCUGGGAGUUGUAGUAGGUGGGGGGAAAAGAAACCUUUCCAAGCCUCUCCAACCUGUGAGUAGCGUGUUUGCCCACCCCUGCCAGUGGGAGUCAGGUGGCAGCUUGGCCUGAAAGGAACGGGCGUUACAUUCCUGAGAGGGAACGAAGCUGGGCUGGGCUGAAGGAGCGACAACCUUCAGAACAAAGGCAGCUCCUCUGAGCAAAGGCGUUACUUACUCCUCCUAGCGUUACUUGCUCCUACCUGAUGAGAUCUGGCCUCCUAUUUUUUCCAUCUGACUUUCUCUGGAUCCUGUACAAGAUUGAUUCCGGAUCGAUCUUCUGCCACUUUCUUCUGAAUCCACAGGAAUCUGCUUCUUCAAAAUAGCAGGAAAAAUGUCAAAGAGAAGAAACGAACAAGGAGGACAUCAAGAACCAGAGAAAGGGGCUGAAUGUUUGGAUGCCGGAGAGGGUGUUGAGAAUCAAGAUACAAACAGGAAGCUUGGAGGAAAGCAAGUAGAGGAGAAGAUGGACAUAUCCAUGGCUUGUCCAGAGGAAGUCCAAGUCCAUCAGACAAAAUCCAAGAGACAGCAAAGCCAUGAAUGCCCCGAGUGUGGGAAAACAUUUCCCCAUAAAUCAGCUCUAGAUCGCCAUGAGAAAGUUCACAAAGGGGAGAAACCAUUUACAUGCCUGGAAUGUGGAAGGGGCUUCAGUCAGUCUGCAAACCUUGCUAAACACUUCAGUAUCCAUACAGGUGAGAAACCAUUUGAAUGCUUGGAAUGUGGGAAAACCUUUAGACUGAGAGAAAUUCUUAUUAUUCAUGAACGAACUCACUCAGGAGAGAAGCCAUUUGAAUGUCUGGAGUGUGGAAAAAGCUUCUGUCACCGUGCACAUCUUAUUAGGCAUCGCAGGACUCACACAGGUGAGAAGCCAUUUAAAUGUCUGGAGUGUGGAAAGAGUUUCAGUCAAUCUGGAAACCUUGCUACACAUCUCAGGACCCACACAGGUGAGAAGCCAUGUGAAUGUCUGGAUUGUGGGAAAACCUUUGGACAAAGAUCACAUCUUACAACCCAUGAAAGAAUUCAUUCAGGGGAGAAGCCAUUUAAAUGUCUGGAGUGUGGAAAAAGCUUCAGUCAAUGUACAGCACUUGCAAUACAUCACAGGAUCCACACAGGUGAAAAACCAUUUGAAUGCCGGGAAUGUGGGAAAAGCUUUGGGCUUAGAGCACAUCUUACAACCCAUGAAAGAAUUCAUUCAGGGGAGAAACCAUUUAAAUGUCUGGAGUGCGGAAAAAGCUUCAGUCACCGUGGAGACAUUGUUAGGCAUCACAGAAUCCACACAGGGGAGAAACUAUUCAAAUGUAUGAACUGUGGAAAGACUUUCAGUCAGAGUGCCAACCUUGCUACACACCUCAGGAGCCACACAGAUGAGAAGCCAUUUGAAUGCCAAGAAUGUGGAAAAAACUUUCGAAUGAAAAUAUCCUUCACUAAUCAUCAAAGAAUUCACAGGGGGAAGAAACCUGACAUAGGUCUUGUGUGUGGAAAGAGCUUCAUUUGUGGUGUCAAUCUUAUUAAAGAUAAUCACAUCCACAAUGGGGAGAAAACCUUUAAGUGUCUGAGGUGUGGAAAGUGUUUCAGUCAAAAGUCAAGACUUGCUAUCCAUCAGACCAUCCACAUAGAAAAGAAACCAUUUAAGUGUCCAGAGUGUGGAAAGGCUUUCAGAAAGAAGUCCCAUCUGGAGGUGCAUUGUAGAACUCACAUUGCAGAGAAAAGUUAUAAAUGCCCUGAGUGUGGAAAAAGGUUAAAGUCAGGUCAGACCCUUAGAAUAUACCGAAGAGUCCAUACAGGGGAGAAACCCUUUAAGUGGCAGGAGAGUGGAAAGAAGUUCCGUCAGAGAGGUAAACUUACUAUGUGUUACAGAAUCCACACAGGGAAGCAGCCCUUUAAAUGUCUGGAGUGCGGAAAGAGCUUCAAUUGAAGGCACCACCUUCAUUCCCUUUAAAUCGGGGUCCCCAACCUUUUCCGAACCAU